CAGCCCCGUCCGUUUCCCCGGACAGCCACCAGGAGGGCCCGGGCCGCACGGAGGAGCCUGCUGGAUGUGCCCUACGGAGCCGGCGAAGGGGAGACACUGGACGUCUACUUUCCCGAGGCGGCGUCCGAAGCCCUGCCACUCUUCGUGUUCCUUCAUGGAGGAUACUGGCAGAGCGGAAGUAAAGACGAGUCGGCCUACAUGGCAGACCCGCUGACCCUGCGGGGAGCGGCGGUGGUGGUAGUGGGUUACACCUUGGCCCCCAAAGGGACCCUGGACCAGAUGGCGGACCAGGUGGCCCGCAGCCUUGCCUUCCUGCAGAAGCGGUUUCCGUGCAACGAGGGGAUGUACCUGUGCGGACACUCGGCCGGGGCCCAGCUGGCCGCCAUGAUGCUCCUGGUGAACUGGACCGAGCGGGGAGUCACGCCCAACCUCAAAGGUUUCCGUGGGGCCUGCAGCCUCCCCUCCCCUCCCCUCCCCUCCCCCACAGGGCCUGAGCUGGGGCCUGCACUGGCUGUGACCCGGGGGCUUUGGGAGGCUGCUCUGAGGAACAGCCCACAGUGGCACCUGGAGGAGGCCUCCGCGAAGCCCAGGGGUCCAGCCUGCCCCGUGCUGGUGAUCGUGGGCCAACAUGACAGCCCCGAGUUCCACAGGCAGUCCAGGGAGUUUUACCAGACCCUGUGCGGAGCGGGGUGGCGAGCCUCCUACGAAGACCUCCAGGACGUGGAUCACUUUGAGAUGGUCUGGAAGCUGACCCAGCAGGACUCCGCGCUCACCCAGAUUAUUUUGAAAACAAUCUUCCAAGAGUCCUGAUGGGCCCGGAGCGCCAGCCGGCGUGCACCCGACCUGCGAGUCUUCUGCAAAGGGCCGGACCACUCCCCCCAACCGGCCUCCGCUUCCCGGGAGCCCUGUCGCCUCCAUAUGUCCACCUGCCCUGGCAAGAGCCCAGUCUUCCCCCUGCUCUGAGCAGGAUCCCCGUCUCCAUGGCUGCGCCCUGGUCGGAAUCAAGCCGCUGCAGGGAUAGGCCAGCCCAGGGCAGCGCUGCGUGAUGCCAAGUCUGAGCCCACUGCCUGCUGAGAAAGGAGACAGAAAUGACAGCUCCGACCCUGCAUGCCUGGACACACACCUUUCAAAACAAAUCA
This is a messenger RNA of Myotis davidii, 1139 nucleotides long. It is a transcript of the gene AFMID, whose product is annotated as arylformamidase. The annotation marks the transcript as partial. The transcript is spliced from 8 exons. Lineage: Eukaryota; Metazoa; Chordata; Mammalia; Chiroptera; Vespertilionidae. Gene Ontology annotation, molecular function: hydrolase activity. The record is from RefSeq and is a predicted model, not a curated record.